This is a messenger RNA of Sinocyclocheilus anshuiensis, 3536 nucleotides long. It is a transcript of the gene arhgap42a, whose product is annotated as Rho GTPase activating protein 42a. Gene Ontology annotation, molecular function: GTPase activator activity; protein binding. The coding region runs from base 197 to 2917 and encodes 906 amino acids. Gene Ontology annotation, biological process: signal transduction. Gene Ontology annotation, cellular component: cytoplasm. NCBI's taxonomy places the organism in Eukaryota, Metazoa, Chordata, Actinopteri, Cypriniformes, Cyprinidae. The record is from RefSeq and is a predicted model, not a curated record. The transcript has 25 exons.
UACACUCGCUUUCUCGCUCUUCUGAACCUCUCAGUGAUAGAGCAGGGAAACAACAUGCCGGAAGUGGGGUUUCGGGAGACAGAGUUUCGGGACUCGUAACCGUGGAAAGUUUACUCUAUUAAGAAAUCUACUUUUCCCGAUAAUUAAAGCUGUUCGUAGGGUUCCUUUCACUGUUUCAUUCAUCCGCACUUUCACAAUGGGGCUCCCGGCGCUGGAAUUCAGUGAUUCUUUUCUGGACAGUCCUGACUUCAGAGAGCGACUCAAAUGCCACGAAAUUGAGCUGGAUCGUACUAAUAAAUUCAUCAAGGAACUAAUCAAAGAUGGAAAUAUGCUUAUCAGUGCGCUUAAAAAUCUAUCUGCAGCUGUGCAGAAAUUUUCCCAGUCCCUACAGGAUUUCCAGUUUGAAUGCAUCGGCGAUGCAGAGACAGAUGAUGAGAUUAACAUUGCCCAGUCAUUCAAAGAAUUCUCCCAGCUGCUGAACACGGUGGAGGAGGAAAGACGACGACUAAUACAGAACGCUGAUGACGUCUUGAUCACACCGCUGGAGAAGUUUCGCAAAGAGCAGAUUGGAGCGGCUAAAGAAGGGAAGAAGAAAUUUGACAAGGAGACAGAGAAGUAUUACACGGUUUUGGAGAAGCACUUAAGCCUGUCUUCAAGAAAGAAAGAGUCACUUUUGCAGGAGGCAGACACCCAGAUAAAUAAGGAAAGACAGAUUUUCUAUGACGCCUCCCUGGAAUAUGUUUUCAAAAUCCAAGAAGUGCAAGAAAGGAAAACGUUUGAGUUUGUAGAGCCGCUGCUGGCCUUCCUCCAGGGAUUAUUCACCUUUUACCAUGAGGGUUACGAACUGGCACAUGAGUUUGAGCCAUACAAGCAACAGCUGCAGUUCAACCUGCAGAAUACAAGAAAUAAUUUCGAGAGCACAAGACAGGAAGUUGAGAAUUUGAUGAGAAGGAUAAGGUCUGCAGAGCAGGACUUUAAAGCUCCAGGACAGUGGACCAUGGAGGGCUUCCUCUAUGUGCAGGAGAAGCGACCCUUGGGGUGCACAUGGAGUCGACAUUAUUGCACGUAUGAGAAAGGGACCAAAAUGUUUACGAUGAGCAACUCUGAAUUCAAAUCUGGAGGAAAACAGAAUGGACUGAUCAUGAGCCCCGCUGAGAUGUUUAAGCUGAAGUCCUGCAUCAGACGGAGGACUGACUCAAUUGACAAGCGAUUCUGCUUUGACAUUGAGGUGGUGGAAAGAGGUAACCCCUGUGAAGGGCUUCUGUUCAGUUAUCUGCAAUGUUUCUAUAAAGUCCAUCGACAUGGGAUCAUCACCCUUCAGGCUCUCUCUGAAUCCAACAGACGACUGUGGAUGGAGGCCAUGGAUGGAAAAGAGCCGAUUUACACUCUUCCAGCACUUCUGAGCAAGAAAGAGGAAACAUUCCUAAAUGAAGCAGGCUUUAAUUUUGUAAGGAAGUGUAUAGAGCUUGUGGAAACCAGAGGCAUCAACACAAUGGGGCUGUACAGAAUAGGUGGAGUUAACUCUAAAGUCCAGCGACUGAUGACCUCAGUAUUUGCGGCCAAAGCUCCUGCAGAUAUGGACCUUGAUCCAGACACCUGGGAUAACAAGACCAUCACCAGCGGCCUGAAGAAUUACCUCAGGUGUCUGGCAGAGCCCCUCAUGACUUACAGACUCCACAAAGACUUCAUCAUGGCAGUCAAGUCUGAUGAUCAGAACUACAGGGUCUGUGCUGUUCACGCCCUCGUCCACAAGCUCCCCGAGAAGAAUAAAGAGAUGCUGGAUAUUCUGAUAAAACAUCUACAUGUGGUUUCCACACAUAGUCAGAAGAAUCUGAUGACCGUGUCUAACCUGGGUGUGAUUUUUGGCCCAACACUCAUGCGCUCUCAAGAAGAGACAGUUGCUGCCAUGAUGAACAUCAAGUUUCAGAAUAUUGUGGUAGAGAUCCUCAUAGAAAACUACGACAAGAUAUUUCAUCAAGCUCCAGACCCUAACGUCCCUCUGCCGCAGCCUCAGUCUCACUCUCAGUCUCGUGCCAGUGCCAGUGCCCGCCGCAGCAAAGCCAUCUGCCUGUCCUCAGGGUCCCGCAAAUCCAGAGGCCUGUACCCUCCCACCCUGUGCCUAGCUGAUGCUGACAGUGACACGUUCAGCAGCAGUCCAAGUAGCACUCCCAUGGGCAGUAUGGAGUCUCUCUCGUCUCACUCUUCAGAGCAGAACAGCUGCUCUAAGACUGGCUCCCCGUCACGUACCAAACACAAGGCAUCAGGGAGUCUGUGCUGGACCACUCCAUCUCCCUCCUCCAACGGGCCCAAAAGCCCGGCUUGCACCACCAGCCCUGAUUCCAGCUCCAAAGAGGACGCCAACAAGACUGAUGGAGAAUGGGAAGAAGCGCUGAGUACAAGUCCAGGUGAUCGAAGCUCUCCAGCUUCAGAGCUCCUCCAGACAACCCUAGGAGAGACACUGGAGGAUCAUGAGGAAGAACGACACAGUCUGUCCACCUGCUCUUCUCUCACUUCACUCCACAUUUCUGAGGGUUUCAGAAGCUGUCACGGCUCUAUUCAGAGCCUGGUGUCACGCAGUCAGAGAGAUGGUCUCAAGUCCCUCAAUCUGCCAGAGCUUCCUCCUAAAGAGACGGUGAGAUACAGAGCUGACUCCUCAGCCAGCAAUGGCUACCAGAGACCGGGAUCUGUUGUGGCCUCCCGGGCAGCAAUCUUUGAGAGUCCUGUGAUUUCCCAGCGCACAACGGGAAGAGAGGCUAAAGCCUUGUAUUCCUGUCAAGCGGAGCACAGUCAUGAGCUGAACUUUCCUCAGGGGGCGCACUUCUCCAACGUGUAUCCCUCAGUGGAACCUGGCUGGCUCCAAGCGACAUAUGAUGGCAAAACCGGACUCAUCCCAGAUAAUUAUGUGGCAUUCUUCUGAUGGGGCCAGAACAGGCAAAAGCAUAGUCCAUGGUAUCCAUGGUAUUCAUUUCUGCAAAAAAAAGGGAUCAUUUAUAUGUACAUUUCUGCCUCACUGAAUGUAAAUAGUUUUUGCUUAAUAUUAUAACCAGAUCAUUAACUGUUGUAAAUAAUCAAGUUUAUUCAGAAUGUAAAUAUCACCUUUGUCCUAAAUGUAUUGUAGAUUUUAUUACCAUCUAGGUACAUGCAGUUGACUGUAUUAACACAUUUCUGUAUUUAUAUGUGGCCCUGCAUGAUGGGCUCUGAUAUUUCAAAACUGUAGACAUGAGCUCAUAACUCUCUGAUCAUUGUUGCGGUACGGCUCUGAAAGAAACUAUGGAUUUGUAUUAUAUAGAGGAAGAAUUGCACCUGUACCAUAUGCAUUAAUUAGUGACCAUAUUAAGUAGCAGAAGAUAAUGUAUUUCCCAAUGUGACAUUUGUGAAAUUCUUGGAAGUAUGUUUUAUUGACUUUCUUUUUAGUGAUGCCAAAAGUCGAAUCAUGUUUGGUAGAUGCAGGUCAUUUUUCAUUUCAGUAAUUGCUGUAUCUUUUUGGUGAAAAUGUUUUCAAAUACAUGCAAUGUUUUCCAUACAAUUUCUAAAGG